Molecule: messenger RNA, 1907 nt
Organism: Orbicella faveolata
Lineage: Eukaryota; Metazoa; Cnidaria; Anthozoa; Scleractinia; Merulinidae
Biological process (GO): cell migration; cell-cell adhesion
Cellular component (GO): catenin complex; adherens junction
Molecular function (GO): actin filament binding; beta-catenin binding
Source: RefSeq, a predicted model, not a curated record
CCGUCGCCCUGCUUGGGGAAUAGAAGGACGAAUAACCAAACAGAUACUCGGUUGUAAUUUUGUUAUGCAGAGCAGAAAAUAAGGGACAAGACACACUCGCAUACUAUUAAACCGGUGGAGAUUUCGUUUCAGGCUAUAUAAAGUAUAAAGCUUGCUGUCGUCCCCAAUCCCUCGCUCAAGUUAGCGUCGAAAACAUUAUCAACCAAUAUAUUUUCGGUAACUUUGUGGCCAUGGAAGUUAGCGUCUGUUUUGUUAAGGGGGUACUACAGUGGUCUUAAGUUAACAAUGUAAGAAUGGUAUAAACAUAGCUUCAAAUAUGUCCGGCAAGCUGUUGUCAUCCCUUGUCCAAACCAAAUCGAUUGAGUUGGUUUUGGCGCCGAUCGCUGCACAGGUAUCACAACUGAUUCUAUUGAAUGAGGCUGCACAAAGAGAUGGUGUUCCAUUGCCUGACUUGGUGCCCAGUGCCCAACAGAUCAGAGAGGCUAUCAAGAGCCUGAUACUGGCUGGACAAAAGUUGGUCUCUGAAACUCCAGAUAAUGAUUUGAAGUCAGAAAUGCCAUCAGCUUGUGAUACUGUAAGAGAUGCAGGGAAUGGUCUAUUAAUGGCGACACAUCAGCUUAAACAGCAGCCAUUCUCAAACAAAGUGAGGUACAACUUGGUUGACUCAGCUAGAAAUAUACUUGAAGGAACCAUGAAGGUCUUGCUUGUUUAUGACGAAGCAGAGGUGCGCAAGAUUGUGAAGGCUGCUCACUGGGUUAUGGACCGACUUGGUUUAGUAGAAGGUGUUACAUCUCCAAGGGGAUUGCUCGUGAGUUUCAAGGGUUUCACAGAGUCUUUGAUGCUCUUAGCAAGCUUGUGCAACAAGAGACAAAAGGAGCUCAGUAAUCCAUGUCAGAGGGACAGGCUUUUGUCAGCAAUGAUGACUCUAAAGAAGUCUAUAGGAUUAUUGUCAACAUCCAUGCAGACAUAUCUGAAUAAUGCAGCCAAUCUCCAAGCAAAGGCUAGUCGUGACUACGUGGUCGGUCAAAUCAUGCUGGCUUGUACCGAAAUUAUCAAAAUAGUAGAAGCCCGGGAAGAUCUGGAUCAGAGUGUUGAUCAGCCUGGUUACAUGGCUGCUACAUUGGAAAAGGCCCACAAGCAACUGUCUCCCCACAGUAGACUGGGAGCUGGUAAUGAGCUUGACUGUUACUUGGAUGCUAUUGUGCGAAGCAGCAUGGGCGUGGCCAACAGCUGUGAUGGUCGAAGAAGGGAAUGCAUUGUACAGGCCUGUCAAAGUGUGAGUUAUAAUAAUUUUUUUUUAUUAUUACACUAGAAGAACUGGUGAUACAUGUAACUAGCAUAUUGCAUGUUUUCUAAUGCAACUUCUUGAAUUGGGCCACUUGAAACAGAGUUAACCAAUCAGUGGUGAUCUUUUAAAAAAAUGAACCAAUAAUGUUGAAAAAUAUAAGCGAUAGAUCGACAACAAAAAUUUAAAACCCAGCGAAGUUACAGAAUGUUGCGGACAUUUUAGGAAGCUUGGAGAUUUUAUAAUUGGUUAGCCUUCCUUCCUACAGUUUGAGCCAUUUUCAUUGGUUUAGUAUAGCUGUCAUAAAAUGAGUUUGAAAGCAAAAUCUUUUUGGCAAAUUUUUACUGGUAAUCAUAAUAAUUUUUGAUCUGUUUAUUAUGUGCGUUAUAGAUUGAAGAGUCUGUAUUAUACAAAUUCAAGUAAAAAUACUUUUAUUGGCCUUUUCAUGGAGUAUGGUCUGGAUUCUUCAACAUCAAUGACUAGCCUCUUUACAAAAGAUCAUCAAUUUUUCUCAAUUACUAUGCGAGUCAAAAAAUCAUGCCCAACUUGAUUUGAUUCUGACAGGUCAGUUGUGUACUGACCAAUCACAGUGAAGUUCAGAACACAUAAGCAAACCACAAAC